Messenger RNA from Symbiodinium necroappetens, 567 nucleotides. Lineage: Eukaryota; Dinophyceae; Suessiales; Symbiodiniaceae. The record is from the annotation of a GenBank genome assembly.
GCACAGGCAAGUCAGGCACCAGAGAGCGAGGCAGGCGUGAGCGAAGAGUCCAGCGAGACCGGCGGGCCGGCGGCGGCGCAGGUCACCGAGGUGGUCGGCCGUUUCGAGACGCGGGCGGCCUUCGAGCAGGCGGUCAAGGCCCUGCAGGCGGCGGGCUUCGGCCAUGCCGACCUCUCGGUGCUGGACAGUCACGAGUCGCUCGACGCCGCCGGCAAGGAGGGCGAGGCCUGGCAGGAGACCCUGGCCUCGCUGACCGGCGAGGUGAACUUCAUCGGCCCGAUCGCCGCGGCUGGAUUCAUCGCCAUGGCGACCGGCCCGAUCGGCGCCGCGGUGGCGCUGGCCACCGGCGCGGGCCUGUCGGGCCUGGCCGCUCGCGACAUUCUGGAGCAGAUCCAGGCGACGCCGCACACCGAGGACUUCGCCCGCGCCCUGGAGGCCGGGGCGGUGCUGCUUUGGGUGCGGGCCGAGACCGCCGAGCAGCAGGCCCAGGCCACGGCGAUCCUGGAGGAGGCCGGCGCCCACGACCUGCAUGUUCACAGCCGGCCGAAGCAGGGCGGCGAGGCCUGA